This is a messenger RNA of Pyricularia grisea, 1895 nucleotides long. RefSeq lists its product as uncharacterized. The transcript is spliced from 4 exons. The record is from RefSeq and is a predicted model, not a curated record. Bases 148 to 1704 code for a protein of 518 amino acids. Gene Ontology annotation, molecular function: iron ion binding; heme binding; oxidoreductase activity, acting on paired donors, with incorporation or reduction of molecular oxygen. Lineage: Eukaryota; Fungi; Ascomycota; Sordariomycetes; Magnaporthales; Pyriculariaceae.
GAGACUUUCAGAGUGUCAUUUAGCAGGGAGAAGUGGUGAAGGUUGCAAUACAGAAAAAUAAAGGGGAACUUGGUCAUUCAUUUUGCGGCCUCUGGAUUCCAUGGAAAAUCCGUCUUUUACUUGCUCAGUUUACAUACAGCGACAGCCAUGUCUACCACGUGGUUACUCGGGCUGAGCCCGUUUACCAUCCUGAUUGGGCUGUGGGCCUUGUACCAUGUCCUCAAGAUCCUUUAUAACCUUUCACCGCUUCACCCUUUGAGCCACAUUCCCGGACCAAGGCUCGCGGCGGCGACAUAUAUACCGGAAUUUUAUCACGAUGCCAUACUGGUCGGCAGAUAUACUCACCAGAUUGUGGAAAUGCACCGCAAAUAUGGCCCUAUUGUCCGCAUAAAUCCAAACGAAGUUCACUGCAACGACGUCAACUUUUCCGACGAGAUUUAUGCAGUAGGGGGCCGAAAGCGGGACAAAUCAGUUCACCAGAUCAAUGGUGCAGUAUUCGGAAGAUCUGGCUUUGGAACAAUUGAUCACGAUGUGCACCGCAUGCGAAGGACCCCUCUUGGAAAGUUCUUCUCGCGGAACAACAUAGCCAAGCUGGAAAGUGAAAUCCACAGCUUGGUUCAGAAACUGUGCGAUAAAUUCCUGGCAGAUUCUGGGAAUGUCAUCGAAAUCGCCACGGCCUUCAGCUGCUUCACAUCCGAUGCCAUAUCCGGCUACUGCUUUGGCGAAAGCUUUGGAUUUUUGGAGCAAGAUGGAUGGUACCCCAAUUUUCGCGAUCCUGCCCUUUCCACCGUCAAACCAAUCUUCUUUUUCCGUUUUUUCCCAUGGACAAAGUCGUUUUUGAUCUUGGUGCCAUGGGUUAUUAACUACCUGCCCACUGACGUGGCACUCCUUAUCAAGACCAUGCAGAUUGAGAUGCCUGGUCGUGUACAGAAAACCAAGAACGAAAUAGAAUCUGGAAUGUCUCUGCAAUAUAAACGCCCAACCGUCUUUGGCUCACUGCUGGAGUCAGACUUGCCCGAGGAGGAAAAGUCCAACGCACGCCUGACGGAUGAGGCCGGAGCCGUGGUCGGCGCCGGUACGGAAACAACGAGCUGGUCGCUCUCCGUCAUUACCUACCACCUGCUCUCGAAACCCGAGAUACUCCAAGAACUGCAGACCGAGCUGCGCCAAGUGGUCGACGACCCGAAGAACCUUCCCCCCUGGUCGGUACUGGAAACCCUGCCCUACCUCAACGCCGUCAUCCUGGAGGGCCUGCGGUUAUCCUACGGAGUCUCCUCCCGGACCGCACGCGUCGCUACCGAGGAGGACCUGGUCUACCGUGGAGAGUUCAACAAGCGGCCGCUCGAGUACGUCAUCCCCCGCGGGACCGCCAUCGGAAUGUCGGCGGUCAUCACCCACCACGACGAGAGAGUCUAUCCCAACUCGCACGAGUUUGUCCCCGAGCGGUGGUUGAAAGACAAAAACGAUUUCCAGAGGAAGGAGGCCGAGCGUGCCCUUUUGGCCUUUUCCAAGGGGAGCAGAGGUUGCCCCGGCAAGACCUUGGGUCUUUGUGAGUUGACUCUGGCGUUAUCAGCCGUGGUCUUGCGAGUUCUUCCCCACACUCGACUGUACGAGACGACCCAUAGAGAUGUGGCCUAUGACCACGACACACAAGUCCCCAGGACGGUCAAGGAGAGCAAAGGGAUCCGUGUGGUGAUCAACUGAACGAGUGAAGUUUGAGUGAAAUACAUUAUACAAAAUCAUUGAUAACCAUCAGUGUUUGUAAGGGAGUUGGAGGUGCACGUCUUUCUUUCAUCCUGUCUGCACCCAGCUUAACUUGCUUGCAGACAAUAUAAAUGCCGGAAUUUACAAUUUUAAUAAACGCAAAAGCUAAAAUCCAUAAGACUGAAUUAAGA